UUGGUCUCUUCCUUUGUCUGCAACUGAAAACCUUCCACAUGUCUACGACGAAGACACAACAACAACCCUUAUGGUCCACAUUACUAUUUAUCAACCACACAACAACGAUGGAGAUCGAACAAGAUUCUUUGAAGGGCAUGAAGGGUUUUAUUCCAUAUAUGUUCAUACUAACCCAUCUUUUCAAGAACAUUACCCUGAAACUUCUGUCUUCUACUCAAGAAGAAUCCCAAGCCAGGCGGUGUAUUGGGGAACACCAACAAUGGUAGACGCAGAGAGAAGACUAUUAGCCAACGCUCUCCUCGACGAAUCGAACCAAAGAUUCGUCCUCUUGUCCGAUUCUUGCAUCCCACUCUUUAAUUUCACAACCAUCUACGAUUACUUAACCGGUACCAAUCUCAGCUUUAUCGGCUCAUUUGACGAUCCAAGAAAAUCCGGUCGAGGCCGUUACAACUCCAAAAUGUAUCCACAAAUCAAAAUCACACAAUGGCGAAAAGGGUCGCAAUGGUUUGAAACAACUCGCGAACUUGCUCUUCGUAUCAUUGCAGACACGGUUUAUUACAAGGUAUUCGAUCAAUAUUGUAAACCGCCUUGUUACAUGGACGAACAUUAUAUCCCGACUCUCGUCCACAUGUUGCAUGGAGAGAUGAGCUCCAACCGGACCUUGACGUGGGUCGAUUGGUCGAGAGCCGGUCCCCAUCCUGGCCGGUUUAUUUGGCCUGAUGUGACCGAUGAGUUUCUGAACCGGAUCCGGUAUUCAGAGGAGUGUGCGUAUUAUGGCCGUGAUGGUGAGAAUAUCACAAUCUCGAAAUGUUUUUUAUUUGCUAGGAAAUUCACAAAAGAGACUUUAGAACCUUUGCUGAGAAUCUCGCCUUUAGUUCUUGGGUUUGGUCCGUAAUUACUUCCAAAUUAUGAGGUUUAUUUAUUAAUUAGUAAAUAUUAUGCUAAUCUUGCAAAUCCAUUUCUGUCAUCUGAAAUGAAUGUUUGCUACCCCACGGUUUCAAUUACUGUAUACUAAAAAUUUAAUCAAUUGAUAACCGAGGAAACAGUUCGAC
Messenger RNA from Thlaspi arvense, 1052 nucleotides. NCBI's taxonomy places the organism in Eukaryota, Viridiplantae, Streptophyta, Magnoliopsida, Brassicales, Brassicaceae. The record is from the annotation of a GenBank genome assembly.